This is a messenger RNA of Sporisorium graminicola, 1644 nucleotides long. RefSeq lists its product as uncharacterized. Gene Ontology annotation, molecular function: threonine-tRNA ligase activity; ATP binding. The record is from RefSeq and is a predicted model, not a curated record. Gene Ontology annotation, biological process: threonyl-tRNA aminoacylation. Gene Ontology annotation, cellular component: cytoplasm. Bases 1 to 1644 code for a protein of 547 amino acids. NCBI's taxonomy places the organism in Eukaryota, Fungi, Basidiomycota, Ustilaginomycetes, Ustilaginales, Ustilaginaceae. The transcript has a single exon.
AUGAGCAGUCACAGCGCCGAAAUGUUCGCGCGUACGCUCCUGCGCAGCAGCAUUGCUCCGUCACGAUCCGCUAGUCGCCUCCAACGCAUCGCUCCAAUCGCACCAUCAACGUCGUGGCGAGCGUCCUCCUCUUCUUCUUCCGCUUCCUCGGCAUCCAAAGCAUCUCCCCCUUCCCCAGACUCAGCAGCCGCAAGUAGCUCGACGAAUGACCAUCGAGCGAUCGGAAAAGCACAAUCGCUCUUUCUUACACAUGACUCGUCGCCAGGAACUCCCUUCAUCCUUCCGCACGGCAUGCGUCUAGCGCGCAAAGUUGAACGUGUCGUCCGCGAUCUCUACGACGUAUAUGGCUACGACGAGGUGCAGUCGCCACAACUCUACAAAACAUCACUGUGGAAGCGCAGUGGCCACUGGGACAACUACCGCGACGACAUGUUUGCGACCGAGGGGUACAAGGAGCGUUUGGAACGCACGUUGCCGGCAGCAACCGCAAGCAGUGUCGAUGGCAACCGCAGUGCGUGCUGCUCGAUUGAAUCCGAGCCGUCAAGUGGGUCGGAGGAUGAGACGUUUGGAUUGAAACCGAUGAACUGCCCUGGUCACUGCCUCAUCUUUGCCUCGCAGGAACGGUCUUAUCGCGACCUGCCCAUCCGCUAUGCCGAGUUUUCCCCCUUGCACCGGAACGAAGCGAGUGGUGCCCUGACGGGUUUGACCCGCGUCCGCCGUUUUCAUCAGGACGACGCACACGUCUUCUGCAGACCCGACCAAGUGGCGAGCGAGAUCGACUCCAUGCUCGCUAUGCUCACCUCGGCCUACGACACGUUCGGCUUUUCGUCGUUCGAGUUGGUCCUCUCGACGCGGCCCCGCGAUUCUUACAUCGGGUCGCUCGAGGAGUGGGAUCGUGCAGAAGCCGGGUUGCGGCAAGCUCUGGACGCAUCAGGACGCAAAUGGGAGCUCAACGAAGGCGAUGGAGCGUUCUACGGGCCCAAGAUCGAUAUUCGUCUUGUGGACGGACAGGGGAGGAGACACCAGACGGCGACGAUCCAGCUCGACUUUCAGCUCCCGCGUCGGUUCGAGCUAACCUAUGCCGACCCAGCCGCCAAAGAGACGGGUGGACGCAGUGUGCCCGUCAUGAUCCACCGCGCGAUUCUCGGCAGCGUGGAGCGCUUCAUGGCCAUCCUGAUCGAACAGACGGCCGGCUGGUGGCCCUUCUGGCUCUCCCCGCGCCAAGCUAUCAUCAUCCAAGCCCAAUCCAACAACCCCGCCCUAACCGAAUACGCCACCAAACUCGCCAAAUACCUCUCGCUCGGUAUCCACCCCGACGCACCCCCCUCGAUCUCCUCCCAACGCCACCUGCAGCGCUUCUUCGUCGACCUCGAAUGCAACCCGCAGAACGAGAAACUCGGCAAACUCGUCCGAAAGGCGCAGCUGGCAAGGUACAACUACAUACUCGUCGUCGGCGACAAGGAAAUGCAAACCAACACCGUCAAUGUGCGCAAGAGGGACGACAAGAACGCGCCUGCCCGUCUGCAGCAGCUCGCCCACCUCGAGGAUUCCAAGCUCGAAGGAGGACAGCCUAAAGGUGGGCAAUACACUGCGCAGGAACUGAGAGACUUGUUCUGCCGAUUGGACUCGCAACACGCUUGGUAG